This is a messenger RNA of Morchella sextelata, 540 nucleotides long. RefSeq lists its product as uncharacterized. Gene Ontology annotation, cellular component: cytoplasm; membrane. The transcript is spliced from 4 exons. The record is from RefSeq and is a predicted model, not a curated record. NCBI's taxonomy places the organism in Eukaryota, Fungi, Ascomycota, Pezizomycetes, Pezizales, Morchellaceae. Bases 1 to 540 code for a protein of 179 amino acids.
AUGCUUGCUGAAAUAGUUGGUCUGGCGCAGCUGGCCUUUCAAUUUGAUCUACACUUUGCUGCAAAACCAAUUUUAACCAUGAUGGUUACGAACGCGAUACUCGGCGGAGUAGCAGAUACUGUUGCCCAAAUCGUGUCUUCUGUACAAGCAAAGUCUCUUCGGAAGCCGCUGGAUUCUUCCAAAAAGGAUGGCAUCUCGAUAGAGAUUCAUGAUUUAAACGAAAAAGGCCCUCUUCCAAGUCAUCGAGGGGACCUUGUCGGUACCCAACUAGGCUUUGAUUUUGAGAGAUGGAUAAGAUUCAUGGCAUGGGGUUUAAUCAUGGCGCCAGUGUCAUUCUCGUGGUUUGAAUUUCUCUCUGAGAUCUUCCCCAUAACGCCGGAGAACAGAACUGGCCCUGCUUUGUUGCGUGUUCUUCUCGACCAAGUGGUUUUUUCCCCUAUCUCCUUGGCAAUCUUCUUCAUUUACAUGACACUGGCAGAAGGAGGCGGGAAAAAGGCAAUAGCCCGAAAGUUCAGUGUUGCCUAUGCUCCUGUUUUGUAA